Zeugodacus cucurbitae (melon fly) is the source of this 1115-nucleotide messenger RNA. It is a transcript of the gene MrgBP, whose product is annotated as MRG/MORF4L-binding protein. Gene Ontology annotation, cellular component: nucleus; NuA4 histone acetyltransferase complex. The record is from RefSeq and is a predicted model, not a curated record. NCBI's taxonomy places the organism in Eukaryota, Metazoa, Arthropoda, Insecta, Diptera, Tephritidae. Bases 156 to 791 code for a protein of 211 amino acids. Gene Ontology annotation, biological process: regulation of transcription by RNA polymerase II. The transcript is spliced from 2 exons.
UUAUUGCAAAUAGAAAAAAACACGAGUUCGAGUGAGAAUUUCUCAAGUUUUUGUCAAUUCGGCCGGCAUCUAUUCGCCUGCUGAAAGAAUUUAGAUCAAUAUAAUCGGAAACGUGUUUGUGUGAAAUAUUGUGAAAUUCUUAAAUAUUUUCCAAUAUGACAGUUUCGCGGGAAAAGGCUUCCAUAGCUGUGGUGCCUCCCAGCGAUAGUGAACAAAUCGAAUGGUCGGCCGAAGAAGAAAUACAAUUGUUUUUUGCAUUGGAAGGUUUGAAGCCUGUAGGUAUAAAUAAACAUUUCUAUAUGGCUUGUAUUGCUGAUCGCUUGUCGAAAAAUCUACAACGCGAGGUACCAGCAGAAGCAAUAUGGGCGCAUUUACGUACCAUGUACAAUUUGGAUGUAUUAGACGAAUUGGAACCGCUGCCAUUCCCUAAUGAAGAAAGGGAAUUUUCACUGCCGGAGACCGAAUUCUCAGCACUGCUUUCAAAAAAGCGUGCUGAGAGCGAAGAGAAGCAGAGGCUUAGUAGUGUGGAUUCUAGUGGUGGUCCGCCCUCUAUUAUCGCUGUUGCUACUGAUAAUACCACAAAGAGCGGUAGUUCAGACAAAACUACAACACACAAAGCUAAUGCGAGUAGUCACAAUACAAAGGAGAUGGACAAAAAGAUAACAGCAAAGCUGACUGAUAUACCGAAACGUGCACCAAAACGUACGCGUGGUUCAAUGUCUUUAGAAUCUAAUAGCAGUCCAUCCACAACACCGCCACCGGUGCAAAGCAAUAAAAGGCGGCGCAUAUAAAUACCAAAAACAAAAAUAGUUUUUAAGCAUAUUAAUCAAAAAUUGUGUUAGCAUAACAAUUAUACUUAGAUUAGUGUUGGAGAAAUCAGCAACUACUGGAAUUUAUCCUUUGAAAUAUUUACGUUUAAAUAUAUUUGCAUAAGUUUUUUAUGUGUAGUUCCUAAGUUCAUCCUAAUUUAAUCUCAUAUUAAUACUUACACUGUUCACUGUUUUACGAUAUUAAGUUAUACUCAAGAGCUUACCAAAUCAAUUGUUUGUAGUAUGAAAACAAUUCAAAAGCAUAAGAUAAAAUAAACCACAUGUUGCGAAAUUGCACAUAAGCAA